Messenger RNA from Aphidius gifuensis, 1043 nucleotides. It is a transcript of the gene P5cr, whose product is annotated as pyrroline-5-carboxylate reductase 2. The transcript has 6 exons. Gene Ontology annotation, biological process: L-proline biosynthetic process. Gene Ontology annotation, molecular function: pyrroline-5-carboxylate reductase activity. Lineage: Eukaryota; Metazoa; Arthropoda; Insecta; Hymenoptera; Braconidae. The record is from RefSeq and is a predicted model, not a curated record. Bases 154 to 993 code for a protein of 279 amino acids.
UUUUUUUGCAAAGCAGUGUCAAUGUGUCAUACUGUCAUAAUUGAUUAACUCCAAUUAACACACACGUGUUUUAAAUAUAAAUUUGUCAAAUAAUUGACAAAAGAAAUAUUUUAUCUAAAUAUUUAAUAAACAAAUAUUUUAAAAAUAUCCAGGAUGGAAUUUACCGAGGAAAAAAUUGGAUUUAUUGGUGGUGGAAAUAUGGCUCGAGCAAUUGGAGAAACUCUCAUGCAAAAAGGAAUUUUCAAGCCAAAAAAUGUGUGGGUUUCAGCAAAAACUGAAAAAACACUUGCUUACUGGAAGAAUCUUGGUGCAAAUACAACAUUUAAUAAUGGGGAAAUUUUUGAUAAUUGUGAUAUCGUAUUUUUGGCAGUGAAACCACAGUAUUUGGAAGAAGCAAUAAUGACAACAGUAACUCAAUUUUUUUUCACUGGAACUGUUAUUUCAGUUAUUGUUGGUGUUACCAUUGAAAAAUUAGAAAAGUUGCUGAUGAAUACACUCAGAUUAGGUUCAUUCCCGAAUUUCAGUGUUUUCAGAACAAUGCCCAACACACCAUUAUUUGUUGGAGAAGGAAUAACAGUUUAUUCUGCUUCAAAAGACAAUUCAUGUAAGGAAACUAAAGAUAUUGUCGAACAAAUAUUUUCAAAAAUUGGAAUGAUUGAAGAAGUUGAUGAAAGUUUAAUUGACAGCAUUGGUGCAUUAUCUGGUUCUGGACCUGCUUACGCAUAUCAAAUGAUUGAGGCUCUUGCUGAUGGUGGUGUUAAAAAAGGUAUACCACGUGCUUUGGCAAUGAAAUUAGCAGCUCAAGUAUUUGUUGGUGCUGGUAAAAUGGUACUUGAAACUGGUAAACAUCCUGGACAACUUAAAGAUGAAGUAUGUUCACCUGGUGGAUCAACAAUUGCUGGUAUUCAUGCAAUGGAACUUGGUGGUGUUCGUGCAUCAUUGAUAAAUGCUGUUGAAGCUGCAGCAAAUAGAUCCAAAGAAUUAGGAUCAUAAAUUUACAAGCAAAUGUAUCAAGUAUUAAUUUUUAUAUUUUUAAAUUAAUA